Molecule: messenger RNA, 1650 nt
Organism: Exophiala oligosperma
Lineage: Eukaryota; Fungi; Ascomycota; Eurotiomycetes; Chaetothyriales; Herpotrichiellaceae
Exons: 2
Coding region: 1-1650 (549 amino acids)
Biological process (GO): amino acid transmembrane transport
Cellular component (GO): membrane
Molecular function (GO): amino acid transmembrane transporter activity
Source: RefSeq, a predicted model, not a curated record
AUGGACGAUAAGACUAUGUACAAGUCGUCAACGGCCUUCGAUAAGGAGACAUCGAGUGAUGAUGUCGUCGCCGCGGGACAGGUCAUUGACUACUCCGGGGAGCCGACCAGUUCUCAUCGUGGAGAGCUACACCGAACAUUCAAGGCCCGCCAUAUUCAAAUGAUCACACUCGGCGGCUGUAUCGGCAGUGGCUUGUUCAUCAGCACUGGCAAGGCCCUGCACGAGGGUGGUGCGGCCGCCAUGCUGAUCGGCUACUCCUUGAUCUGCAGCAUGGCGCUGGCGGUGAUGAAUCUCCUGUCCGAAGCGACGUGUAUCUGGCCUACCUCUGGUGGCUUCAUCGAGCAUGCUAACAGAUUCGUCGAUCCUGCCAUGGGCUUUGCUUGCGGCUUUACUGAGUGGCUUGCUUGGGUUACUGUCGUUGCGGCCGAGGGUGCAAUCGUCCGAGUCAUCUUGACAUACUGGACAGAAGCCAUUCCCACCGCCGCGGCAAUGACUGUCUACCUCGCCUUGGUGUUUGGUAUCCACGCAUUGCCCAAUCGAUGGUUCGCCGAGUUCGAAUUUGGCACGGCCUCUGCCAAAGUCAUGUGCAUGAUCAUCAUCCUCAUCACCAGCAUUGCCUUGAUCGCCGGCGCAGGAAAGGACGAUGGUACACCCCACGCCUACAACUACACGACGGCACCUGCGUUCCCCAACGGCUUCAAAGGGGUGGCUAUGACGUUCCUGCUUGCCGCCUGGGCCACAGGUGGGCAAGAGAUCAUGUCGCUGUCGGCCGCAGAAGCGCAGCGACCGCGCUAUGACAUGCCCCGGGCGUGCAAGAACUUGUUCUUCCGCAUCUUUGCAUUCUACGAGUUGUCGGUGGUUUUCCUGACCAUCCUCGUGCCGUACAACGAGGAGCGACUCCUAGGCACCGGCACCGUGGCCAGUUCUCCUUUUGUGAUUGCAAUGGUCAAUGCCGGCGUCAAGGGCCUACCGGACCUCAUGAACGCCGUCAUCCUUUUGGGUCUCGUGGCCAUCGGCGCCGAAUCCUUGUACGUCUCGUCGCGUGCCAUGGUCGCCAUGUCUCAGAUGGGCAUGUUCCCCAAAGUCCUGGGGCGCAUCGACAAGCGCGGCCGUCCUCGCUGGGCGCUCCUGGUCACGGGCAUCUUCUCCACCAUUUUCACCUACAUCAACUGCUCCAGCACCGGUGGCGUCAUCUUCACCUGGUUCUCGUCCGUCUCAUCGACCGUCUAUUUCUUGUCCUGGCUCAGCAUCAGCGUCACCAACAUCCAGAUGCACCGGGCCAUCAAGGCACAGAACGAUCCGGCAUGGAAGUUGCCGUACGCCUGGAAGUUGCCGGCGUUCCCCCUGACGGCCGUGUACCUUUUCGUCUCCUCGUUGUUCGUCCUCUUUGCGACGGGAUACGUGAGUUUGUUCCCCAUCGGUGGCGCCCCGCCCAGCGCCGAGGUCUUUUUCGAGACCUUCCUCGCUGUCCCGCUCUGGAUCGCAUGCUUCCUGGGGUACAAGUUGGUCUUUCGCACCAAAUUUGUGAAUCCCGCCGAAGCCGACCUGCAACAUGGCCGGAGGCCGUUGAACGAGGAGGACAUUGCCUUUUUCGACCGGUACUUUGCGCAACCCAUGUGGAAGCGACUCUUGUCGUACGUGCGUUUCUGA